CUCUAUUUGAUCUCCUUGAUCCUCUCCUCCCUUGUGGCCAUGUCGUUCCCCGCCGCCCUCCGACCCGCCGCGCGCAGCGCGUACCGCGACGUGCUCCGCGCCGCACGCGUCACCUUCCACGCCGAUCCCACUCGGCACGCGCAGUUCGUGGCUGCCAUCCGACCAACUUUCAUGUCGGCCACCCUUACCGACCCGUCCAAGCCACCUGCGCAGCCGCUUGAGGGUCCGCCCGUGGACUUUGCCGCGCCCGAGGAGAUUCAGAAGCGUAUUGCGGAGUGGAAGGAGGUCGCAACGUUUCUGCGCAAGAACGUCGUGCAGGGACGGCAGGAUGAGUCUGGGACUUUCAAACUGCGCGUGACCAAGGACACGGAUCUCGGUGACAAUGAGACGAUCAAGGCGCCCAAGCCGAUGCCCAUCACGCCCUUUCCUAACCGCGGAAAGCGCCGCAGGAAGUGCGGCGAGUAGACGAGGAGUGAGGAGCGCACGUUGUAGAAACCGCGCUUGACGGUAGAGACGCUAGAUGCUCUCGGGUUAUAGGACACAACUCAUAGCAUGCACUUUGUGCAAUCAUCAGUC
Messenger RNA from Cutaneotrichosporon oleaginosum, 576 nucleotides. RefSeq lists its product as uncharacterized. Lineage: Eukaryota; Fungi; Basidiomycota; Tremellomycetes; Trichosporonales; Trichosporonaceae. Gene Ontology annotation, cellular component: mitochondrial matrix. Gene Ontology annotation, molecular function: protein folding chaperone. Gene Ontology annotation, biological process: mitochondrial respiratory chain complex III assembly. The record is from RefSeq and is a predicted model, not a curated record.